Molecule: messenger RNA, 2148 nt
Organism: Lachancea sp. 'fantastica'
Lineage: Eukaryota; Fungi; Ascomycota; Saccharomycetes; Saccharomycetales; Saccharomycetaceae
Source: the annotation of a GenBank genome assembly
AUGACCGCAAUGAGGGAUAGUCCCAGCCUGGGCGGUGCAGCGGCACAGGCAGUGAGCGCACUGCUUCCUGGAAGUCCAAAAGAUGGCGGAAAAGAUGGAGAAGGGAGGAAAAACGGAGAAACAGCGUUUGGAGCGAGCAGGAGCAGUGGACGCAAAAGCCCUUUGAGUCGUCCCAGCGGCCAGAUCAACAGAAGUGCGUCGGCCAAGAGCCUGAAUCCGCUGAAAAAAAUCUUCCAUAGGUCGCAAUCGCACCACGAAACGGCCGAGCGAACAAAAGCGGAGCGGUCGCCGCUAAGUGCAGACGAGAAGUCUCGGAACCGAAGCUCGAGCUUCUUGCAACGUAUGCAUCCGCAACAUCAUGGUGGUGCCGGUGGUGUCGGCCCACAUCAACAGCAUCGGGAACUUUCAAAACAGCCGUCGUCGCAGAUGCUGAACGGAGUUAAGUCGCACAAUGUAAAUCCGUUUGUAACGUCGCGUGCAAGCGGUUUCGAUUCCCCUUUCAGUGCACUCGGUCGUGGUACGGACAUUGCUGCUCCACGGCAGUCCCACAUGAACGGGUCGAACCCCAUGUCACGGAAAACGUCGUCGAACGAGUCCAAUAUGGUGUACAAUCCAUACGGUACGCUCUCCAAAAACGAUACGUCGAGUUCGCAGCACGAUUUGUCUUUUUACCUACACGACGGCAAAGACGAGCUGCCUUUGCUGCCAACACCCUUGAAAGAUCCCAACGAUUACCUUCCCGAGGGUUACAAGCAGUACAGCGUGCAACUGGCAGACAAUUUCGUGUAUCCAGAAAGAAAUUCGGCAGACGAUUUGAAUCUUGGCUCAGGUGGGUCUAGUGAGGUACGCACAGUUCGGUCUGCCUUCCACAAGAAAGACUUGUAUGCAUUGAAAAAAUUCAAGCUUUUGAGAAAUGAGAAACCCGAUCAUUUCUACGUGCGGUGUUCCAAAGAGUUCAUUAUGGCUAAACGUCUGAGCAAAAACCAUCAUAUUGCCAAUACGUUUUUUUUGGUCAAAGUCUCCACAACCACUUUUAUGACGCGAGGAUGGGCUUUCAUCAUGGAAUAUUGCCCUGGUGGGGAUCUUUACAGUUUGAUCAUACGACCUGAUUGGAGGAAAAGACCGCUCAAGGAGAAGUUUGAGUAUUGGAGACAAAUUGUGGAGGGUAUCAAAUUUAUUCAUAGUCAAGGCGUGGUGCAUCGAGACAUAAAGCCUGAAAAUGUGCUUAUUACUCAAGAUGGAUUAGCCAAACUCACAGACUUUGGUAUUUCAGAUUGGGGACACGAGGACCCUGACGAUUUGAGUAGUCCCAUAAAAUUGUUUGAAAAUUAUGUGGGGUCACCACCUUAUACCUCACCUGAAGUUAUGUGUUUUAACGAUGAAAAUGCUACUCGACAAGAUAAAUUGCCGUACGAUGCUCACAAGAUGGAUUUCUGGGCAUUGGGAGUGAUUCUUUUCACACUGGUAUACCAAAACACACCAUUUUUGGAAGCAUACAAGACGGAUUCUAGAUUCAGAUCUUACGUUCUGUCUUAUGACAAUUUUGUUGACCAUAAUAACCCACAAUUCAAAAAGCGUGGAAAUCACAAGCCUGGGCCAGGGAGUGAAUUUCAGUAUGGACGCGAAUUCCAGAAUACAGGAGCUUCAAGGGUUGCAUGGCGACUUGCAGAUCCAGAUCCCAAAACCAGAUACACAAUGGACGAUAUCUUGGCGGACCCAUGGUGGUGUCAAAUUUCGGAAGGUAUCAGUGAAUCUGCGGAAGCUAUUCCAAAGUUGCCGGAACUGAGAAACACUAGUUAUGACAGUAAUGGGGAAAGAACGGCUUCGCGCUCGGCUGGGAACUCGGAAGAGGAACUGAUGAUGCCCACUUCGAACCCGUUUCUAAGUCAAAAUCUAUCCAAGGCCAAAUCGAAGUCGAUGCUAUCUAUUGCCGAGGUUCCUCCUGCUGCUGGGUCGAGUGCACCAUCGCCGCGUGGUGUGGAAUCGCUGGCGACCCUCAAUGAGGACAAAGCGGUUGAAGCGGAAGGUGUGUUUGUAGACGCGUCGAGCGGGCCCGAAGAAACAGCAAAGGCUUCAAAAGCUUGGGGAACGGCUGAGAGUGGAUCUUCAAGUCACGAGAGUUUAGCAAGACUUUCAUUGCGGGACUGA